AUGCCAACCGGGACGUUGCGAUCGGAAGUGGCGAUCUACGUGGUAAACCCGAACAGUUGCGCGCUUAUAACCAGCGCGCUUUCCGUCAGCCUCUCGCCCCACACGCCUCCAGGUUGCAGCUCGCACUUCAUAACCGGACCACCCUCGGCACCGGUGAGCAUUCAAACACUCCCCGAAUCGAUCGCAUCUGCUUCGGAAACUUUCGCAUCUCUCGUAGCUUGUUCGGCUAACGGCGAACUGGCUCUGCAUCCUGCUGAUGCGUUUUUAGUGGCCUGCUUCUCCGAUCACCCGCUAGUGGGGAUGUUGCGUUCUGCUGCGCCGGGUAAACCAGCAAUGCAUUUGUUGGAAGCAGCACUUCUGCACGCCCUUUGUGUAGGGCGCAAAUUCGGUAUCUUGACCACGGGAAAGAGUGUUGUUCCCGAUGUAGAAGCCGGAGUGAGCAGGGUGUUGGGGGGAAAUAGCGAUAGAUAUGUCGCAACCGUGGCGACUGGACUGGGCGUGGUCGAACUGAAAGAUGGAUGUAGGGAAAAAGUGGAGGGGAGGAUUAAGCAAGGGGCGAAAGAGUUGGUUGGCAAGGGGGCAGAUGUGGUCAUUUUGGGCUGUGCUGGCAUGACUGGGAUGGAAGCAGUCGUGCAAGAAGCGUGUAAAGAGAUAGGGGUAGAGGCAAUCAAGGUGGUUGAUGGCGCUCUGGCUGGGAUGCAACUGCUUGCUGGAUUAGCGAGGCUCAAGUAUCUUUCGUAA
Messenger RNA from Ustilago hordei, 741 nucleotides. RefSeq lists its product as uncharacterized. The record is from RefSeq and is a predicted model, not a curated record. Lineage: Eukaryota; Fungi; Basidiomycota; Ustilaginomycetes; Ustilaginales; Ustilaginaceae. The transcript has a single exon. Bases 1 to 741 code for a protein of 246 amino acids.